UGAAAAUAGUUUAGUCCCAGUAUUGAGACCAACCAUUCUUCCGUGCCUCGCUGUUGUUGUCACUGGGGAGUAGGUGCUUCGGGCCGCCCUUCUCUUCUCACAAAAUGAAGCCCAUUAUGCUCCAGGGGCACGAACGCUCCAUCACACAGAUCAAGUUUAACCGAGAGGGUGACCUGCUAUUCUCCGCCUCCAAGGACCCCAAGCCCAAUGUGUGGUACUCCAUCAACGGCGAGCGACUUGGCUCCUACGAUGGCCACUCAGGAACUGUGUGGUGCAUUGAUGUUAAGUGGGACAGCUCACUCUUCAUCUCAGGAUCAGCUGACCAGACCAUGAGGAUCUGGGAUGUGGAGACAGGCACCAGCAACACCACCCUGGAGAUGAAGACCUCAGUGCGUGGUGUUAGCUUCUCCUACUCCGGCACAAUGAUUGCCUACACCACUGAUAAGAUGAUGGGACACAACUCCGAGCUGAAUAUCAUUGAUGUGCGGGAACCCAACAAUGUCGACUGUGAGUGUGGUGCUUGGAGGUGUUGUGUACACAGGGUCACCCCCACCUACACCAAGGCUUUGUCAGUGCUGUGGGGGCCCCUGGACGAGUAUGUGGUCACUGGGCACGAGGACGGCUCCAUCAUCAAGUGGGACAUGCGCACGGGGAAGGAGAUUCAGGUUGGGCAGGAGCACUCUAAGCAGAUCAAGGACAUGCAGCUGAGUCAUGACGGCAUGAUGCUCAUCACCGCCAGCAAGGACACCACGGCACGACUCUGGGACAUCAGCAACCUGGAGGCAAUGAAGAUGUACAAGACAGACCGGCCCGUCAACUCCGCCGCCAUCUCCCCACUAGUGGACACCUACCCCCAUGUGGUGAUGGGCGGCGGGCAGGAGGCCAUGGAUGUCACCACCACCUCCUCCAGGAUCGGCAAGUUCGACGCACGUUUCUUCCACCUGGUGUUUGAGGAGGAGUUUGCAAGAGUGAAGGGGCAUUUCGGGCCCAUCAACUCCAUCUGCUUCCACCCGAAUGGCCGCGGGUAUGCCAGUGGUGGAGAGGACGGCUAUGUUAGGGUGCAUGUUUUUGAUGAUGCCUAUUACCAGUUUAAAUUUGACUUCUAAUAAAACAGUCAAAUCAUCUAA
Scylla paramamosain (green mud crab) is the source of this 1127-nucleotide messenger RNA. It is a transcript of the gene eIF3i, whose product is annotated as eukaryotic translation initiation factor 3 subunit I-like. Gene Ontology annotation, biological process: cytoplasmic translational initiation. Gene Ontology annotation, cellular component: cytoplasm; eukaryotic translation initiation factor 3 complex, eIF3m. NCBI's taxonomy places the organism in Eukaryota, Metazoa, Arthropoda, Malacostraca, Decapoda, Portunidae. The record is from RefSeq and is a predicted model, not a curated record. Gene Ontology annotation, molecular function: RNA binding; protein binding; translation initiation factor activity.